Porites lobata is the source of this 8644-nucleotide messenger RNA. Lineage: Eukaryota; Metazoa; Cnidaria; Anthozoa; Scleractinia; Poritidae. The record is from the annotation of a GenBank genome assembly.
AUGAAGGUAAGCAUGUUUUAGCUAUGUUUUAAACUAGGAAUUAUUUUGAAUGAAUAACAAAACAAUUAUUGACUGAGGCUGAGCAUCAUAUGAAGAAUUAUGGAGAUCUCGGAGGGUGUUAUCCGCCUCGGCCUACGGCCUCGACGUAUAACACCUUCCUCAAUCUCCAUAAUUCUGCACAAGAUAGUCAGCCUCAUUCAUUAAUUGUUUAAUUCUUUUACUGCAGAUAUUUUAUUUCAACUUAACACUUACCCAUGUAGUUCGUUCUUUAACUUCGUGGAGUGACAGCACCUUAUAGCGGGAAUGUUUAUCCGUAUUAUGUAGAAUUCUGUUGAAGCUUCUGCUCAUGUAUUGGCAGUUUCAUGUUCUGCAUGCAUUCUUAUUCGCUACCUAUACUUCCGGUUCAAACACUUUCCGUAUCUUGGAGGGCCAUAUUGCAUUAUUAACAAACUUAUUGUGUCUUAGGGGAAGCCGUGACACAAACAAAGUUUCUAAAGAAAGGGUUUUUUCCCAGUUUCGGAAGUGUGAAACCUUGACACUCAAAAUUUUUUGUCUUGGUUUGAAGGAAGGGCAAAAGACGUUUCAUGUACGAUAGAUUAAUUGUACAUUUAAUUUGGAGGAUGCAAAACUGCAAAACGUCUUGGUGAAUUUACUCACGCCAGAUCUUUUGACAACGGAUUACUGCAACUACGGUAAAUUUCACUCUUUGCUCAAAUAAAGAAAAAUCAAAGCAAAUGGUAUUACACAACUAAAAUCUAUUUGGUUACUAUGACUUGUGUUUCUCCAAGCUGAUUAUGUCAUAGGCACGUUCCUAAAUCAAACGGAAAAUAAACGAAUGAUUAAUUAAAAUAAUUCCCAAAGUAGUCCGCAACGAGUACUUUUCCCUUCGACAAUGAAAACGCUGCCAUAAGCGAAAAAUAAAUAACAUUCUAAUAAUAUAAAAUAGAAAAGAGUGAAUCAAAUAUCAACUUCAUUAGGGAAAUCUCCGGUAUACGGCUUCGUCAUUUUCUUUGAAAGUAUCAUUUAUAUAUCCUCGGUGAAGUUUGUUUAGAUUCCCCGGCUAUUUGACAAACUCGAAUAGCUAAGCGAACUUGUGUCAUCAAGAAGUUGAUACGGUCCAGUCGUCUUCACACCAAGACACAAUCGAUAUCGAAACGCUGGUAAAUUUGAAAGGAAGACAUUCUACACAAUACGUAAGUAACCUUAUUAUAGUCAAGCGUAGACAGGGUAUUUCGAGGAAACAAAAUUUUCUACUGGCAAAAUAAAUAUUUCCAGGCCAUAAUAUUUGUCAUAUACAGCACUUGUCAAUAUUUGUGGGAAGUAAAUAAUUAUAGAAGGCGCUAUCUAUCUGUAAGUAUAGAAAGAAACAGAUGGUAUAUUCGGUAUAUUUUAAAGCUGCAAACAGUGAUACAUGUGAGUAAUUAUAAUUAUAGCGGUUGCGUGCUAAAGUUCCCCUUCAUGAAUUACAAAAUCGUUUUAGCGUCACGCGAUCAAAUUCACAGUCACGAAAGCUUUUAUUAGGCUUUCAUCAGACCAAAAAACGCGUUUUAAAUCCAAUAGCACAUGAAAUAGAACAAUGAGUUUAAAUUUUUUAAGGGGAAUUUUUUCCCAUCGAAGAAGAGCGUGCUCUCAUUUAAAGGAAGGAUUUAAAUGAAUUGUUUCCACAAGGCUGUAAACGUAAACAUGCUGGGCACUAAGGGAAUCCCCUGUUCGAUUAUGUAUGCAGAUUAGGCUACGGGGAAGUUUAAGCUUUCGGUUUCAUACUUGGUUGGGAUUUUUACCAGCUGACGAAUUGAUGUUAUUUCUAUUUAUUUUUCUCUAAUGUUCUUUUAAAAAUUAAAAGUUGAACGUAUAACUGUCUUCCUUAAUUAUGAAUAACAUUCACAACAAUCUUAAACACGAUAUUUCAAGUCUAUCGACAUAAACACCGUGAUUCUUCUAGCAAUAUAUGUACAAGGAAGCUGCUUUGUGUCAGCCAGAUAAUUUUUUUCUUUGCAAAAGGAAGGCUUAUUUCAAGGAAGAAGCAGGAGUCUAUAGCAAUUCAUUUAUUUCAUAACCAGCAUUUAAUAAUUACAUUUUCCGGUUAAAUCCAUUUAAUAUUCAUUGAAUCAGACCAUCCUUCCCGGCAACCAUUUAGGUAACAGCGGAUGAACUAUAGUGUUUUCCACUGUCCCGAUCAGCCAGACAUUAUAAAAGCAAUACGACUCGCCCGCCUCUAUACAUUAGGAGGUCUUAGCCUCAAACCAGAGAGCAAUUCUCGAAACAGUACUCUUAAGCGCAAGUCAACGAACCCAGGAUCAAACAGAUGAUAGGAUCGAAGAAUGUUCAAACAUACGCUAUCUCUUCUCCCGUAGUAGGUAACCUUUAGAGUCACUCCAAGCAUUCAGUUAAUUAGAUUGUUUGUUUUUCGAGUCUACCCUUACUGCCUGAGUAAAUUGCUUGUUAAAGAAAGGAAGCUGCUGCUCUCGCAGCACCACCGUUUUUGUAACUGUUUUACAUCAAUUUGUUCAAAAAGGAACUUGCAAAAUUAAAAAUUCCUUUUAAAAUGUUUUUAGUUCGCAAAUUACAUAUUAGAAUACCAUUUUGUUGGGACUGAUAUGCCAAAAUCAAAAUGAAAAUCUAAUUGUUUUGUAACCUUCCUGAGGGAGUAAUAUCAAGACGAUUUACUGAGAUAAGUUGACUCACUCUAACGAAGACACUGACAGCACUGGAAACAUCACUAUUUCCGGCUGUGUCACACUCCUAGCUAAUUCAUUUAACUGGGUAAAGUGCUCGUCAAAUAAAACUUCACGGAGGAGCCAAAGUGACUUCUGACAGAUCAAUGUAAUUUUAAUACAGUACAUAUUUAUUCAUAGAGGGAGUCCUCUGAGGCUAUCAAUAUGAGGUCGCCAAAAAUGGCCUGGGUAUGCGAUUGAACGUCGUUCUUUAAGUCUUUCCCACCUUCUAACCGCCAUAUUUACAUAUUGCUGGCAUAUUUACCGUGCUGAAAUCGCUACCGACAACGGCUAGCGAUCAACAUUUUCCAAGACCUCUUGAUUAAUUAAGGUAGACUAACUAUAAGUUACAAUUGUUCUGUAUUGCAGUUUCAUCUGGGAGUGCUAGUAAUUACACGAUAAAAUCAUAUUAUCAUGCUGGCUGUGCUAAUGACCGUGUCACGGAGAAGAUGGCGUCCUUGGACGGCAAAGCUAAAGCCAUGCAUUGGUCUUUUUGUUAUAUCGUAAGCAACCGGUGUUCAUUACAAGGGAAAUGAAUUUUAGUCUGCUUAGGGUUAUACCUCGAGCCCCCUCAACUUUGCAUGGUUGGGGUGACUAACGAGUACAGUGAAGAAACCUCACUGCUAAUACGAAUCAAUAAGAAGGAAAGAUGUCAUAAAUUUACAUGUUUUUACCUUUCGUGGCAGCCUUCGUUGUCUUGUAAAUCUUUUCACCACGGGCGGCUUUCGCCAAGAUACUGCCAAGGGAGAAUUUAUUGGCAGUUUUGUUUAAGGGAUUAACAUAUUUUCCCCUCUUUUGUCUAGCUUUAGCUGAGGUCAUGUCAGACAAUGCCUCGCUGACUGAACAAACAACAUGUAAAGAUUCUGAGUCCGAAGAUGCCUGGUACACUAUUGAUAUCUUCAGCCACGUUCAACUAGAGCUUGAUGAGGGCAAUGAAUCCCACAAACAGCUUUUUCUAUACGUAACUAGAGCUGGAGGAAACAGAAGAACCUUUCUACAGGUACAUAAUUUUCUUAGGGUUCUAGGAUGGGAUAAUGUAGCCGAGUUCGCACCCUUGCUAUUGCCGACGUCAUGGGUGGGUUAUUAAUUUUGUAUCUCCAUCAUAAUGAGACAUGCUGAUGAAGGAAUUAUGAAUCAUAUCAGCAUCAUUCAUCAUCAGCUAAUAAAAGAAACUGGGUAUUUUCAUCGCCAUCAACAUUAUUUUUUAGCUUCCUAUUACAUUGACCCCUAAUCACAAAUCUUGCUAUCUCUUUUUGUCUUCAUGCAUUGUGUAGCACCAAUUUUUAAGGUACUUACGCUCUUCACUGUACUGUGGUCUUUUGACGUCUGUCGACUUGCUAUCCUACCACAGGCCGUAGCUAAUUUUUGCCGUUUCGCCCCAGGUCGAAGAAACACUCUGUUCAAAGAGAGGUUUCCGUAAUAUCUGAAAUUUUAUCAAAAAAAGGGCUAAGCAUCUGUAAAGCAGCAAAGGGGGUAUAUUCUGAUUGAUUAUCAUCGAGAACAAAUGUGUUUUCAGUUAAAAAAAGCACAUCUUCCAAAUAAUUUCAUAUUUAAGAUCUAUUCCAUGCUCAGUUAACCGAAAUAGUUUCUUUACCUUUAGUUUUACUGAUAAGUGUUGAUUUAAAAUUUGUCUUAUUCUCAGGAGCAAAAGUCCAGAAUUCCAAUGAUAACAGUUUAUUCAAACAAUUUCUCAUGGAGAAAAAAGCAGGGAUCAGUGACUCUUGUUGCCAAAUUGGAGAUGGGAUCUUUUCAAGCUGUGAAAAAGGUAAUGCUUAUCUCCCCAGAUAAAUGUGGGCGGCCUUUGAUUUUGCCCAAAACUAGUGGUAGCCAAGAAACCAAAAUUUGAUAAAAUUUUCUUUGGAAAUCCCCGGCCAUCGUUUUUUGGAGACAAGAAGUCUGAAACCUCUUUUAAUUGAUAACUUCAGAGUCAGCUUGCAUUGCAUAUGAAAUUUUAAAAACCAUCUAUAAAUCCUUUCAUUAUUUCGAGAAGUAAUUAAUAAAGAGACGGGAAAAUCAAAGCGCAUUUUCAUCCAAACUGUGGGAUUAAACUUAAUUGCAAGUUCAAACUUACACGGUUGAUCUGGAGCAGCACAUAUAGUUAGUUGUUAGUUAUUAAUACACAUCGGUGGAUGGAGACAGACAAAAAUAAAAAACGUUUUCAGUUCAUGUUCUUAAGAGGGUGUGAAUGGGGUUAACCGACUAGCGACAAAGGGCGAAAAAUAUUACUGACUACCGACAAAAUGAGUAAAAAAUUACCGACUACCGACAGGAAAAUAUCAACCGACUACCGACAUGGGCUGAUAUUAUCAAUAUUUGUUUCCAGAAAAAAGAGCAUUUUGUAUUUAAUCUAACCGUUAUAUAGCUCGAGGAAGUAAGUAACCUCUUUAAAUUUAUGACUCGUCAGAUGGCCUAAGGGAAAGAAUUUCCUUUUUUUGUUGUUGAUACAGGUACAUUACUACAGUCAAUAUCAAAAUCACAAAGUCACACCUUAAAGAUGCUACCGACUUUAUAAAUUUUGUUGAAAAGUCAAAGUGAAAAACCGAACGUUUUUUGCUUAGAUUAAUCCUCAAAGAAAAUUCUUUCUCGUUUAAUGUAAAGAACUAUCAGUACAAACCCACGUUACCGCGAUGAGCACAAAGACAGCAGUUUCCUUUCCUACAUUUUCAUGGCACAUAUUGAAACACAAAGUUUAAGCAAAACCGUCUUUAAACCAACUGUUUGAAAACGCUACAUAAAUGACAUUUUUUCCCAAUGGGACAUAAGUAAACCAGACAUCGUAGGUGCCCUCCUAUGAAAUUCACGGCCGAAAGAUCUGAAAAUGAGACAUUCUUUUUAGAAACGGUUGUAUACCAAGGUACAACAUUCAGCGACGAAAAUGAGAAAAAGCUAUCCUUGACGUAAAGACGCAUUUGAAACGGAAACCUUACAGUAUAUACAUUUUCACCUCUUAUCAUCCACCAAUUGUUAAAGCGCCUGUUUGACAAACGAGAAGCCUUGAGAAUCCUAGGAACAAUCUCCUCUGAGGAAGUAUUUCAGAUUUCAAAAGCGCUUGAUGGACAGAGGCUAACCACACAAUUUUGAAAGAAAAAUUGCUAUUAGAAGUAAAACUCACAGAAAGGAAGGCAGCGCUCCUGAAAAAAAUAAACAACCAGGAAGAAAAAGACUGAAAUUAUUGCCUUUCGUGACACAAUACCAGCCCUUAGUGUCUAUAAAAAAGAAGCUUUAAUGAAAAAAGUGGAAUCUCAUACAAAACCAACCACUACCUUGCCAAAAUUUUAAAGAACCACCUAAAGUGCUAUUUCUUUGAGAAAGGAAAAUUAUGGCAAAGGACAUGCUUGUUAGAACCAAAACAUGAGAGGGAUAGAUGUGCAGCCUGUCAUCCCUUGCAGUUUUUCAAUAAAAAUAAUUUAAGUAUCCAAAAGGCUAGAGUCCAGUAAGUAAUUCAUUAAUUACUUUUUACUGUGCCCUGUAGUCGACAGGGAAACCAAGUUCGCAUUUACAAUAAAAGCUUGGGUGAUUUUGUCAGUACUAAUUAUUCAUUUAAUUGCAAACAAGGAUGGAAUAAACGUUCACGUUUCAUAAAAAACAAGAGUUAAUGAACGGUUUAGGCGCAAUCAAAUGAUGCAUUCUUGCAAGUUUUACUCUUUCCUCAGGGAUCAAAGUCUUGAAAAGUGGGUGAAAUACAUAAAAAUAUCAAUAAUUAACAAGCGUUUUUACUUAUUAACUGAGAUUUUCCGACAACCGGCGAAAAUCGAAAAGUUUAACCGACUACCGACAAAGAUCGAAAAUUUUAACCGACUACCGACAAAAUUACUGAAUUUUAACCGACAACCGACAAGUGGACCCCCCAUUCAGACCCUCUCUUAAGACAGUGUAUAUACAUGUAGAUAAGCACUUAGAACUCACAGGCGCGCCUUUAUCGUCCCUUUCAGAAAGUAACAUGAACAUCUACUAUUAUCUUAUGCAGGUUGAUAGAAGGAAGAUAGAGGAGAUGAGACUACCUGAGAAAAUAACCUUUACUCUGCCACCAUCUGACGCAUCGUUCAUGAAAGUAAAAGCCAAGCUAAUCGAUGAAAACAGUGAUAAUGAGAUCCUUUUGGAAACAGAGCAGUUACACGUCCCACUGUCCUUGGUAAGUAAUUUUAAUCAGUAGUUUUUUUCUUUUUUUUUUUUUUACAAGGCCGUUGUUUUCGUCUGUGUUUCUAUUAGGGAAUGGUGCUUUCACUUGUGCCGUAAAAGAGGACCUAGAAAGCUAAGGGUCUUUAAAAAUUAACAUCCGAUUUCGAAAACUAGAUUAGAAGUACUCAAGAUGAUGUUUGAAAUCUCGAGCUCAUUUCUGUUUGUUGUUUCCAAACAAGGAGUAAUGGACGCCUAAAAGCUAUUCGUUAACGAUAAUCACAUGUGGAGCCAGGAAGAAGAACAUGUAGGGCUCUGCAGAGGAGAGAGGUGUUUCGUAUCAUAAUAAACUUUUUUUUGUUUUUAAUCAUUUUAGCUACCCCAGAUAGACACGAAGCCUGCAGUUGAACACGAACUUGUUAUCCGUGGACCAGCCGAGUCCAGUACAGUAACUGCCGAUGAAGUUACAAGCACGUGACGACAAGUAUAGGUUUUACAUGACUCUCUAAGUCUUCUAAAUGUUGCGGCUCCUUGGUGCAAAUUCAUUUCCCGCCUGUAAAUACUUUGGCACAAGUGUAAAUACGAACGGAGAUAAUACCAGUGCAAUUAGUUUCAGAGGUAUUCGGCAAGCGCUUGUGUAAUUAAAGUGAGUAAAGAGGAAUUUUAUUAGACUCUAUUUUUUUAAGUUUUGUUAAUAUAGGGAUCAAAUCAUUCGUGGCCGUUAUGACACUACGUGAAAGUUUACAUGUAACUCAAUCUUAUCAUUAACCAUUUCUUUAAGGCUCGCGGAUUUUUUAGCAUAGUUCGUUCCCAGGUUUCCUGCAUUUAACCCGCCCCUUUUUUGAGUACCUUUUAUAUGCGUAUCCAAAUCUCCGUCAUUUUAUUCACGAUGUCGAGAGCCUAUCUCCUGAUGGAGGUGUAUUAUUGGACAUUGUGAACAUUGUAUGUAGAAGUAGCAGCUCACCAGGAUAAUCAUGAGGCUCGUGUUAUUAUGAACUUUAAGGAAUAAGCAAGACACCGUGACGAAAUAUGAGUUUAGAUAGAUAGAUAGAUAGAGUUUAGAUACUCUGUUUAUUUCAACCACUUGCAGCAAUAACUGAAUUGUUGGGGAAGGUCAUUGUCACAUACAAUUAACCAUUUGCAUACAUUCACUGAAAUUUAUAAGUUACAAAGUCAUUAAUUCUUCUGGUAUGACCACGUUGACGUCUUGGAAGUUGGACCCUCAUACUGUAGUGAGACUCAAAAGCUGCAGGACAGGGGAUGAUGUUCUUAAGGGGGGACAUUUGGCGUGCAGUAGCCAUAAACCGCUUACAAGCUCCUUCUCUCCUGUCACUAAGAGACUCCAGGCCGGCCAAGACCAAGGCUUCCGCAUAGUCUACCCGGCCAAAUAUUAUUUUGAGGGCUUUCCGCUGUACAGACUCAAUUAAGAUAUAAAGGGAUCGCAGCCCAAACUGGCGAGGCGUACUCAACAACGGAUCUAACAAUACUACAGUAGACUAACACGAGAUCGUUAGUGCCCAGUCCAACUCUCUUGAGGGUCCCCAGCACAAACAAUCGCUUAGUAGCUUUUUUAUGGAUACUGUCACAGUGUUCGUUCCAAGAGAGGUCAUUAGAGAUAAUAACCCCUAAGAGUUUAUAACUAGGUACUCUAUCAAUGACUAUACCAUUACUAUUACUAUACCAGUUUGCAUUGCAUUUUUUCACACAAUUGUAAAUGACAACAACCAUCGCCUUUAUAAGUUAUUACCUGUAUAGCACGAAUCUACUUUUCCACUGGCGCGCGACCUUUUAACAUGCCACAUUUUAAAACCGAC